UGAAAAAUAGAGAGAAAGAACAACAGGAUAUUGUCCAAUCCUGGUCUGUGUGCCAACAGUGACAAAAUGUUGUUUUCUCCUCGGUUUGGGGAUUCUUGUUGGCUUUUAUUAGUCCUUGGUGAGCCUGAAUGCAUUAAGAUGUUUUUAAAAUUCAUCCAGUUAGUGUGGAAACCUUGAGUCUCUGGGAGGAAGGUGGUGUCCCGUGCUCUGGCGCAAACAUCCCUGUCCUGGAGGAUGAUACUCUGACUCCUGCAGAGGAAAAGAAGAGUUCUGCUGUAAAAGACAACAGGAAGGCGUCCGACACUGCUGUGUGCCAGGAGGACACCUGCAGAGCUGCCGCAGGGGUGGAAGUGAGCCACAGGCUGUAUGGAUAGUGCUGAGAAAACUGCACAGCUCCACAAAUCUGACGCCAAACUGGGGCGCUAUUUUUGGGUUCCGUUCUGCUUUUCUGACACCUGUAGGUAAGCGUGAAGCGCACAGCAGACUUCUGCAGCGCCUUACAGAGCGAAGGAACCGUCACAGGGUAUGGGAUCACAGUGAAGCAUUCUUGCUUAGCAGUCAGGAUUAAUUAUAACCCGGGAAUAUGAACUGUAAAUGCACUGGAGUUGCCAAGACAGGAGCUGGCUGCAUGCCAGUGCUUGAAUGAGGAGGUACCGUCCUGCGAGGACGCACUGGGAGCAGCAGGUGUACCUGUUGGAUGCUUUCUGUGAUCUUUACAAGUGAAUCUACACAAGCAAUUCCUUCCUAAACUCACUUUAGAAACUGCAUUUUGGUCCUUGUACUGCUUUAACUCCUAGAGAAAUAAUUACACUUAACAAGACCUCAUUACCUACUGAAAAACAUAAUGACUGAAUUCCUGGUUUGUUUUAAUUGGUGCAAUGGUGAACAGCCCCAGCCGAAGAGGCGUCGGAGACUGGACCGGAAUAUGAUAGGAGAACCAAUGAACUUUGUACACACUGCACAUGUUGGGGCAAGAGAGAUGAGUAGUGACUAUUCAUCGGCUGUAUCGAUUCAGGAACACAUGAAGUCUAAAGGUGGCUACACAAACGGCACGUCUGCGACUGUUGAGAUCUAGGAAACUGAGAGAAGGCUCAAGUCUGCUCUGUCUUAUGAGGACCUUCUGGACUGUGCUUUCAUAUUCUCUAAAACCUCGUUAUCAUGGAGCAGAGAGAGUACCUGAAUUAUAAAUAGGUCAGUCCAAGCUUUGGUGUUCUUAGCACAAUAGCUUCUGAAGGAGUUAUUGUAAGUUAUCCUUAAAAUGGUCUGUUGUGGUAGUGUUGUAGCAGCAACUGUAAUUUGUCACUGUGGAUGACUUCCUAGCUGCAUCCCAAAAACCUCACACAGGUGUCUUGUAGGAUGGGAUUGCAAGUCAGUAUUAACUGUGUGGAGUUUUGGCCUCUGUCUUUUUCUCUCCUCAGGAAAUGCAGAAGUUGAUUUAUUGGAAGAUAUCACAUGUUUGCACUUCUUACGUGGGCUAAGCUGAAUUGCUAAGUAGGAUCUUAUAGACUGUAAUAUAACUUUGUACCUGGUUUUGGUUUUGUUUUUUUAGAUGGCUCACAACCUAAUGCAUAAAUCUACUAAGCCAUACUUUGGUGUGUUUUUUAAAUGUCUCUUCAUGGUGAACAAACUCUUAACAUAAUACUGUUAGCUGAGUCUGCAAAACCCAGUGAAACUUCUGCUUUGCUGUGAUAACGCUUUUGUAGCUAAAAAUGGAGUUUUUUCAAACAUACCCCCUCUCAAAUGAGGCUUAAAAAACCAGACAUUUCUCUCAGUUACUGGGCUGCCUCCCUUCCAUACAUGCACUGGUCUGACUGACAGGUAUUACUACAGCAGAGCUAAUAAAACAUACCAGUUAACUUCAAGUGGUGCUACAAUAUGCUCACAACUGUGUAUUAAUUUUGCAUGACUACUAUUGAAUUUUAAAUUUAAGAUCACUCUGUUACCUAUAUGUAACUGCAACUACACAGGACUUCAAGGGAUAUCUCGCUUGUCUUUCUGGCCUCUUAAUUUUGAGACUGGUUUGAAGUUGGUUUUUGGUUUGGUGUGGGUUUUUUUUAUUGGAUGAACUGAAGCUUUUUUUUGUGUAUGGUUUAAGUGAUACAGCCAUGUGAAGAACAGAAACUUAAAGGAUAUUGUGAAAACUUGCAGGAGAAUAUUAAAUGGCAACAGUGUCUUGCAGAGUUGAGCACUUCAUAAAUAUUUAAAUAAGUAGAUAUAAAUAUUUACCCAUACCCAAAAUGCGGUUGUUUUACCUAGUUCUUAUUAACCUUUCUAUUAAGUGAUAUGACAAAACAGCUGAAGUAGAGCUAGGUUUUUCUUUUACCCGAUCACUGGCAACUGUUCGCCAGCUCAAAAUUCUGAAUGGCUACCAGUGCAGAAACUUAGGAAAUCUGCUUGCUGUCACGGGAUUAACUAAACACAGGCAUUUAAAUUACUGCUAUAUCAGCACUAGUUAUGCUGGAAGUCUGUGGGACGCUCUCCUUCUUGCUCUAGGCAUAAGAUCAGUUAUGAACUUUUUUUCCAUUUAAAAAAAAAAAAUUAUCUGGUAAAUCUCUUAUCUUGUAUGAUUCUGUUUGUGGCUUGUGAUACUUCUCAAAUCUAGACUGCUGAAUUGUUAGCCUGAUUUUUAUGAGUAUGCUAGGGAACUUAAAAGAUGAAAGGUAGCUCUGUGUUUCUGUAUGCAUUCAAAAUUAAACCUCUCCCCACCAUAUUUCAUCUGUAAGGGACAAAGAGGAAGAGAGAACGUUACUUUCUGUAACAGUCAACAGCUCAUGGUAACAUUCUGCAACCACAUAAGAGAAACCUAAUAUCCAUGUCUUGCUAGAUCUUUACUCUUGAAUUAGAAUGCAUGCUGAAUUUUAAUAUAUUUUAGAAUUAGCAUGAGUUAGCUGUACAUUUAGCUUUAAGUCUUUCAUAUUUGUCUUCUAACUUCAGACUUAUUCCAACAGACUAUUUAAGUACAGAGUUCAAAGAAGCUAAAUCCUGCAUACUGUUGAGGAAGCAUAAAAUGGCCAAGUUGUUUUAAAGAAUAGAUUCUAAUUCAUCUGCUAUUAAAUUGAGUUCAUACAUUUAUUGCUCCAUACCUGCCCAGAAAAAGUAGCGGUAGGCAUCUGUCAUGAAGGAAAUGGGUUGAAUUUUGUUAACACUGUAAGAAGACAAAUUGAACACAAAUUAGUAUUUCCUGAAGACCCGUUUGGUAUGUUUAAGACUAGCGGUGUACACAGAAAUAGAAAUAAAGGAGUCAGUGAUCAUGUCAAUUCUUCUCUCUAAAAAUAAUUCAACAGAGAAUUUUGUUAUUAAACCCUUAUUUAUAAAAAAAUCCUAGUUUUUAUUACAUAAACCAAGUAGCACUAUCUGGUGUAAAACCAACCUAUUUUCAUCAGACUACAUAGGAUCACAUUAAAGUGUCACAUCAUUAAAAGGAAAUGUUUUGCUAUUUGUAUUUUAAAAAACAUUAUCUUUAAAAUCUAAACAAACAAAAAAGCAUGCUUAGGUAGCUUUUUGUUGUCUAUUUAGAAGCCUUAUCUAGCUGUAAUCUGUCAUGUAACUGGGUAUAAACCUAUCCUGGUUAUAAUAAAUCUGUUGAACUAGGCACUUGUGCUCUUUUCAUAUUGUGGAAAAUCUUGGUAUUUUCUCUGCGCUGAAAACCUGUUGGUCAAACGGGUGGAUCAGCAUGGCUUGAACUUUUAUUGCACAAAAUCAGAUUUCUCCACUAGGGAGCACAAUUUUACAUCAAGUCUUUGCUGUCUGCAAGCUGUUACUCUAUUGCAGGGUUGGCUUGUUUAUUUUGUGUGUUUUGAGCUUGACUGGAAUAAAAUACAGCAAAUAAGACCAAAGGAUCCAAAUUUUUAAUCUGUGUUGUAGGCUGUGAAGAUCUUGCACUGACACAAUGUGGCAAUGAAACAUUAGUGCUCUGACUUGAUGGCAUUUUAUGAUUUCUUUUUGUAGUCAGAAGUAAAAUAACUUGCAAGCGGAGCAGAAUCAAGUCGUCUAUGUGUUGUCUGGUAGAGUCUCAGCACUGUAUCUGUUUGCUUCCUUAAAAAAAAAAAAUAAAAAAAGUAGGGUUGGGGAAGUAACUAUUAUUUUAAAUACUGUCUGUCUUAUUCCUUGAUGUCCCUGCUAGGCUUUACUGACUAUCCCAUAAUGCUGCAUAAAGCUGCAGUCAGUAUAUAGAAAAGGUAUUUGGCUUUUUCACAACCUAGUAUAUCUCUUUACCUCCUGUAGAGAAGCUUUAUAACACCUAUGUGGUGGCAUGCUAUGUUCCAAGCUAGCCUGUAAUAUGGUAACUUGCAACUCAGGCACGUAGUGCUAUCCGUUUUUAUGGUCUUGCCAUAUUGGACCAUCAGGUGCUUCUGUAGCUUCCACUCCAUAGAGACAAAAAAUGUUUGAGAGAUUAACAAAUACCUUUAAUCUUACUGUGCCAGCAAGAAUAAGCACAAUUUGACAAUGCUAAAUUCUGUGGAGGUAUGUUUAUUAAAUUCAUUAUAUGUUACUAAAUACAGUAACACCAGUGGGGAAAAAAGUCAAAUCUGUCAGUGAAAGAUGAUCUGGUGGCUGUUCUUGAUUGUGUUUGAAUAUACUUUGCUAUCAGCACUGUGACACUGACAUAAAAACCCAACAGCUGAAGAUAAGAACAGUCGUGUCUGCCUUUUGUAAUCUCUGUGGAGAUAGAUGAGAUGAACUACAGGAAGAAAACAGUGCUGUGUUACAGUGGUGUCAAAAGGGUCUCUGGUGAGUGAGUUCCUGUAAGGCUUCCCGAUACUUUGUGGUUCUGCACACUUGGUUAGUCAAGAGCCUCAAGCACUUGUUUAAAGCACUGUACUAUGAAAUCAUUCAGAUAAAGUUAGGCAGUCAGGGAAUGGGAGGUAGAAGCUAGAUAUUCCUUCCUAGCGUUUGUAUCUUCUCCAGAGAACAAACUCUUCAGUGGGACUGAUUAGAAGGAAUACUUGCAGUACUCUGCUUUACUAGGUUAUGCUUCUAGUUUAUGCCUCCUGAAGGUAGACUUGCAAUUAAAAAAAUCUGUAAGACAAGUGAAUCACACGCUAAGGGUUAAUGUCAAAGGUGUGGAGUCCUGAAACAAGAAAAUUCUGGUUCAUUAGAUUGCAGAUUGGUUUCAGGGCAGAAAACAGACUAACUGUAAAUAUAAAUUUAAAAAAAAAACAACAAACAACCAAGGCUGCUUAGAAUAAAUCUUUCUUAUUUACUUAUUUUUUUUUAAAAGUGGAGACUUGCAUUUUUAACUCCUUGCAAUUGUAGUGCUGCUCUUACUAUGUACCUUUCUGUUGUAAUACAAGGGCUGGAUCAACAGAGUUUAGACCCAAAGCAACAGUUAAUGCUUGAAAUUCAAAACUUCAGCUGCUUACCUCUACAGCUGAAGUCCCUGUGCGCUGAAGGAAAUGCUCUAAGUGGUUGGGCUUGGGCUUCUGCAGACAAACUGCCCUUUCUUCAUACACAGUAAUUAGUCUGGCACACAAGGCCCAAGUUAGUUACAUCAGUAGUUUUCCUGUUGAUAUUCAUGUGGUUAUAGUGUAUAUGUAAAAGGUUUCCUAGUCCUGUAUAGAAUAGGUCCUCUCUAGGAACAACUGUUGGACAGUUGUUCCCUCAAAAGAGCCUUAAGCUGCGGAGUUACUUAAAUUUAUCACCACAUGCAGCUCUGAGCCAGUUUUGUACUUAGCUGUGUGAAAACAUAAAGUCUCCUUGUUAUUGCUUAAUUCUUCGUGCUCCAGGGAAGGUGGUCAGAGAGGCUAAUGGGCUGAUUGGGAAUUUCAGAAAAAUGAGAUGUACAAGUGAGGCAAGUGUAGAAGUCACAGAGGGGCAAUGUGGUAGAUGUUUAUGAGGAACGAGCAGGGAACAGAACAUGUGCCUGUCAAUGUUUGUUAUCUGCAAUGCACAGGACAGCUUUGCUGAUACCAAUUGUAAAAUACUCGUAAUGUGUGCAUAAUUGGUAUAUGGAGGAAAUUGGGCACUUAAAUGCAUGACUAAGCUGGGACUUUGAGACACAGAUUGCCAGCGUAACUUUAAUGGAUGGUAGUAUCCUCUUCCUGCAGUGGUUCACAAAGCUGUUUUUAGAAAGUAUGGAGCCGCCCAGAAAGCUAGCUUCGGUUUCAGCAGUUGCGGAGUGAUGGCAGGUAUAUGUUUGGAAGACAAGAUGGUGCCUUUCUUUUUUGCUGAUGAGUGUGAGGUUGCAGAUGCUCUAAAUGCUGAGGCCUGCUGCACCCAAUGCUACCUCCGUGGAACAAAAACCAAAUAAAACUUAGAGUUAAUACAAAAUAGCUGUAGUAAAAAGGUAUUUGCCUUCACCAUGUUGCUAAAACUUCAGGGAAAUGAACUAGAUCCGUCUGAUAUUGAGCUUCCAGGUGUUGGGAGAGUAUGGAUGGGUUGGAGCUGAAAGGUCAUGAAGACUUCCUUGUGCCUGAGGAGGUUUGGGUGAUGUUCUCCUGGACUCUCUGCAGGCUGAGGAGAUCACCAUGGCUACACCAGAUUUCCAUUAAGACCUUUGCUCCCAAUGAUACGUAGAGGAAGGAAACAUGAAAGAAAAUAAUGAAAGCACUUUGAGUAGGCAGGGACGUUACUCGUAUGUGUUCUUGUGCCAAAAAAGCUCCCAACUUGACGUGCUUGGCACCGAACUAGGACUGCUGUCUUCACCUGGCAACUUCUAGAUGAGCAAAAUCAUGUUAUAACAAAAAACUGUGCCCUCUGAGGGAGAGCGGGGUGUCAAGGGCACCCAUGGCAUGGUAUGCUUCCGACUCUGCCUUGCCUAAACCCGGCACUAACUGGCUUUUCUCCAGCAUUGCAGUAUGGCUGCUGAACACCUUGUUGUUGUCCCUUGUUCCAUACAUCCUGUUUCUGCGCAUCCCAUCAGCGUGACCAAAAUCCUAAAAUGUUACCCAAAAAUGUACUUCAAAAGGGAACCUAGUUUUAAUCCCAUUUAGAAGACAGUAGUAACAGAUGGACAAGAAGAACAACUUUGAGGUGUCUGUUGAGACCUCUACUCUAAAUUACUCAUGAAGUCAAGGCCACACAGCUGUAUUGAAACUCCUUUACUCAGUGAACCUUUUUAAUUAUAUUUUUGUAUUAUUAAAACAAUGUAAAUGGGAAGAAUACUCUCUUUAUAACAGAUUUUAACUUUCCUCUGAUAUUUGCAUAUACAUCCAAAGGGAACAAAAUCAAGGUUAGUAUUAUUAAGGGCCCACCCUAAUUCAGGGGCAAAAAAAAAAAAAGGUUGAAUUAUGUCUUUUACUAUUUUAAUAUGUAUGUCUUAAUAUAUAUGUAUAUAUUUAGACCUUCAUCUUAAGUAAUGUGGAAGGAAAUAAUCCAUUCUUUUAAACUGAAAUUAGUAUGAUUGCUCUGGCUUACUGGAAGUUAAAAAAAUUGACUUAAAAUCUACAUUUAAACUACUGAGAGAGAAUUUGGUGUGCUUUUAAAGCUGACAUUAGCUUGUACAAGUGGAUGACUAACUAAUUUCAGAUUCUUCAUCAAAGAGCUAGAAAAAGUGUUUGGAUUUUUUUUUUAAUAGUGUAUUUACAUGCAUAUGAUCUUGCUGGUGCUUAAGACAGACACGUACAUUUUACAUAACUUACCUGAGCUGAGUCUAAAGGUGAAUGAAGACUAUACUGAUAAUCAGUAAUUAAUCUCUUCACAGUGAGCUGUCUACAAUUAAGGAUUCGUAGAGCAGGCAAAACAAUGGCAGUUGUUCUAGACAGAAGUCUAUUUGUAAAAAAUUGAUCUACUAUAUGUAUGUAAGUUUGAAAGUCCAGUCUCAACAUGUACUGAAGCUGCAUAUUAAUGGUGAAAGUAAUAUGCUUUUAAAUGCAGUUACCCAUGUUUACCCUCGCAGUCUCUACCAUCAGGAAAUAUUAAAACCUGACUCAAUACCUUUGAGGGUGUGAUACAAGCUCGAAAAUAGAAUUCGAAAGUAAGGCUUACAGUCCAUCAUUAAUGCAUGCUAAUGUGACUUUCCUGCAUAAUGGCAUAUGAGGAAGGCUUUCACUAGUUUCUUUCAACUACUUUAAACAUCCCCUUUGAAAAUGCAUUUGAAUUGGCUGUUCUCUCCACUGCAUAAUGUCCAGUGAACUAGGGUAUCUCUUGCUAGCAAGGACUGGUAUUUACUGGUGUUCAGAUAAGGCUGUUAGUACAUGCAGAAAAGUUGCUAGACGUGUGUUUGUAUUAAUAAAUAAUUCUUAAAUACCAGUCUUUCUGUUUUGGAUCACUUUCUUGCCAGGAGAUAGAGAUCCCAUCAGGCUGUUGCAUGUGUCCUCAUGUUUGCCGUGUGUGUGUGUGUGUCUCACAGAGAUGGCAGGUUUUGGUAAUGAUGUUCCCCAUGUCACUUUGAUCAAGAGGUUUCACAGUGUUAUCUUGCUGUCUUGUUCCAGGCUCCAGCCAAAAAGCUGUGAAAAUAUGAAGCACUGAAAGAGACUGUUUAUAGGGUGGGAUAAAAUUUUCUUUGGUUAAGCCACUUCCUUCUCCUUGUCACCUGCUCUAUUCUGCCCUAAUUACUCUACCACCCACUGAAUUUCUUAGAAAUACAUUUACAUUCAGUAUCUGGGUCAAUGUUCUCUCUUAGUUCUUAGAAAUUAAUACAACAUAUUAACAAUUCCUUCAUCCCUUUGAAGCUUGUUUAUUGAUUAAUGAACCCCAAAUCCUCUCCUUAUGAUUUUUUUUUUGUAUGACAUAACUGUUUUGCAAUCGCAGUCCUUUUAAAAUUAUGCAGUGUGUUCUCUUAAAUAUCUAAUGCAGAUAGCCACCUGUAUAAAUCUGCCUACCUAACAAGGCAACUAUUUUCUGAUUGUGGUGUUUUAUGCAAAAUUAACAGAAUUAGACAGUAAUUCAAAGUUAAGCUAAUAAAAUAGCAAAUUUAAUUAGAUAUACAGGGAAAGGAACAGAAAAAGGAGAUUGGUUGGAAUAAAUUUACUCAAAAGCCGAGAGGCUGAUAAAUAUGAAAAAAACAUAAAGUAGCACUUAAUGCAAUGGGAGAAUCAGGAGAAUGGCAUUUGAAGGGAAAAUGUUCUGGAUGUCUUUCCUUGUGAGUCAAAUAAUUUGUGUUUAAAAGUGUGCGUGUAUAGUGGAAAACAGGCAGGGGGAUGGAAGCGAUAAUUUCGUGAUCCCUUUAAACAGGAUUUCAAUAUAUGCAUGUAUACUAUUAUUCAAGCAGUUUCUUUUUUGUUAUUUAGUUUCAGUUUUCACUUUCUAACUAAUGUGCUCAAAGCCUACAUUAAACAUCUCUGUUCCUUAACGCUUUGAAAUGCUUCAGGAAUGCCUGAGCUGAGUGACAGGUUUUAUUUCAUGUUGAUGUGGUUGGGAAAGGGAUUUUUCCGAGUGUUGUUUCUCUUCUUUUCUCUGAUGGAAAUAAUUAUGGUGGUAUAGAAAGGAUGCAAUUCUUGGUGUGGAUUUUCUGUAUUUUACACGGAUUAUGAGUAGAAGCUGUAUUGUUCAUUCCAAAUAAAGAAUUUCAGGUUUAAAACUGGAGGAAAAAUUAAAAGAAAAGAAAAAAAAACCUUUUAGGCUUUUAAGUCAUUCUUCAGGCUCUGAAGGUCUUUAUAACCUAGUUUCUUCUGCCUGGGAUUGGAAAUAACAUAUAUGAAUAAAAUCUAGUCAUUCUCAUAGUGCUGAAAUCUGAGACUAGAUCAUCUGGUUUUAGUUUUGGUUACAUAUUGAAGCUAACGGUAAAAAUUAUGGACUACUUAAGUUGCCAAUAAAGAUUACCUAAGAAGGUUU
Chroicocephalus ridibundus (black-headed gull) is the source of this 9714-nucleotide messenger RNA. RefSeq names its product CDC42 small effector protein 2-B-like. Gene Ontology annotation, biological process: regulation of Rho protein signal transduction. Gene Ontology annotation, cellular component: plasma membrane. Lineage: Eukaryota; Metazoa; Chordata; Aves; Charadriiformes; Laridae. The record is from RefSeq and is a predicted model, not a curated record. The transcript has 4 exons. Bases 845 to 1075 code for a protein of 76 amino acids. Gene Ontology annotation, molecular function: small GTPase binding.